Macrosiphum euphorbiae (potato aphid) is the source of this 867-nucleotide messenger RNA. Lineage: Eukaryota; Metazoa; Arthropoda; Insecta; Hemiptera; Aphididae. The record is from the annotation of a GenBank genome assembly.
AUGGGUCCCGUAAAAGUGUACAAGUGUUUGUCGAUAGCCGACAAACAAAAAGUGAUCGCAGCAGUUGAAGCAGGUGAAAAAAAAAAGAUGUUGCUCUACGUUUUGAAAAAAUGUGAGUACCCCGAUCUGCAAGAAUGUCUUAUGGCUUUUUUUACUCAAAGUAGGCAAAAUAAUAUUCCAAUAUCAGGACCUAUCUUAAAAGAAAAAUCUAAGUUGUUUGCUACCAACUUAGGUAUCACAAAUUUUCAAGCUAGUGAGGGUUGGUUAGAAAAAUUUAAAAAACGUCAUGAUUUAACUUUCAAAAAAGUAUGUGGAGAGAGUGCAAGUGUUGACCCGUGCAUUUCACAAGAUUGGAAAAAUGAGUUAAUCAAUAUAUUGGUUGAUUAUGAUGCUAGGGAUAUUUUUAAUGCCGAUGAGACCGGACUUUUUUACAAAUGUUUACCAGAUCGCACUUUGACAUUUAAAAACGAAAAAUGUCAUGGUGGUAAAAAUAGUAAAGAACGGAUAACAGUGAUGUUGGCCGCGAACAUGGAUGGAUCCCAGAAACUUAAGCCCUUAAUGAUCGGAAAAUUUGCUAACCCACGCUGUUUCAAAAACGUAAAAUCUUUCCCACUAAUGUACCGGUCAAAUAAAAAGGCGUGGAUGACAGGUGUAUUAUUUACAGAGUGGUUGUUAUGUAUCGAUGUAGAUAUGAAAAAGGCAAAUCGAAAAAUUUUGAUGUUCGUUGACAACUGUACCGCACACAAUAAUAUUCCUCAUCUUGAAAAUAUAAAAAUUCAUUUUUUACCUCCCAACACUACAUCAACUCUCCAACCAAUAGACCAGGGAAUAAUAAGAAAAUUUAAAAAAAAUAACAGAUUUCUUUAA